UUUUGGUGUUCAUUCGUUGCUGCGCGAGGACUGGUGCGUUCUUUCGAAGCCCAGCAUAAAAACGUGAGAUCACCGUCCGUCUUUAACGGCUAGUGUGCGUACGUAAAUACAGCCUCACCUGGAGCAAUCUUCGAUACACCCACUCGGGGGAGGACAAAAAGGGGGCGAUAUUUUAGGAAUUAAAUGCAACAUUAAGUGCGUAGGUGAUACGUUUACUGUGAAACCAUGAAUUUGUGCUUUUUCGUAUGAAAGAAGUGUCCUCUGUGCAAAAUUUAUGCAUGAUUGGAUUUAGCCACCGUUUACGGGUGUUCUCUCGCGAGUGAUCCGUGCGUGAUAAAGCAUUCAGUGGUUUGCAAGUGGUUGAAAAGGUGCGGAAAAUAGUGCGCGAGUUCUAAUACAAAAAUGACGUCACGGCGAUUCCGGAUUCGGUGCAUAAUAGUUCGCUUACAGUAAAUUCACUGCAAAGCGACUAAUCGAGAUAAGAAAACCAUUCAUAGCGAAAGUUAGUGCCGUGCGGUCAUCAUCGUGUCGCAUUCGUCGAUAUCAGCAUUGGGCGGCCAUAUCAUAUUGCGUGUAUGCCGGCGGGUUAAAUCAAUGAGGCAGGUGUUACUAGCUCAGAUUGGUGCUGCUCGUGCUCUGAAUCAAUUGGUUUGAUGAGAUAGUGUGUGAAAAAAGCAUUGCCAAAAGCAUCGUUAAUCGCGUGUGUUGCGAGUGUGCGUGGAAAUAGUAAAAAUACACAAAAGUACAACAGAUAGUUGGGAAAAAAAGUCUGUGCGAAAUUCGUUGUGCACAUUCUUGCGCUCGUGCUUCGUUUUGUUUUCCACCUUGCUGCUGGUGAAAUAAAUGCCGAAAUGUUGAUUAUUGAAUCAUUGUGUCACAUAAAUAAUUAUCCAUGAAAAAUCAAUCGUGUGCCGUGCCGGCUAUUUGUGUAUUGUAUCGGGGUGGAUACGAUCAGGGCCGUGUUUUCUCUAGAGCGGUGUCUGUUUGCAGCAGCAAAGAAUAAACCGGAAUUAUUUUACUCACCCGUGGCUCGGUGGCAGUGCAUGCAGGUACGGAGGCAGCGGCAGUGUGCAGCACAUUUCGGCGGUACCGCGAUGAUGGUGUGUUGAUGCUUUUUUAUGUGUGGCAUCAACCAUUUUCGAACCAAUUAUCGCGGGCAAAUUUAAAAAAUUGAUCAACUCUUGCCUCCGCUUGCCCUUCAUUUCCCGCCGUGGCCGAGGAGUCCCUUGGCCAACAGGACAUAAGGGAGUGAAGGUGGGAUUGGGGAAAAACGUACAAUAAAUACAUAAAAAAACCAUCGAGCGCAAUCAGCAAGGGAAACGCCAGCAGCAUACGCAUUGUGAUACGUCGAUGCAAGGUGUGGAUAAUCGGAAACAACAAUGAACUGCUUCCGCAGAAACUUGGUCACUAUACAAGCGGUGGCAUUUUCGGUGACGCUGUCAGCGCUGCUCACGCUCGUCACCGUCGUGGCCGCGGACGAAAUCCGGGACACACGCGAAGGCGAAACGGUCACGUUAAAAUGUCGCUUCAGCGAGCAGUCGGCGGCGAGCGAUUUCUCCUACUACUGGGCACGCUCCACCGGCAACAAAUUCGACAAUGUUGCUAUCAAGGGUGUCCAGCUUAACACAAACUACAGGAUUGACUUUCGACCAGAGCAGGGUAUAUACGAUCUUACCAUUAUGAACACAUCAUACAGCCGGGACAAUGGGCGGUUUGAGUGCCGCGUGAAAGCGAGCGGCACGGGUGCGGACGUUCACCAGGAGUAUUACAACCUGACUGUUCUCACACCACCACAGCCACCCUUUGUCGAGCCGGUCGAGCUGCGGGCAACCGAGGACGAAAAGUUUGAUCUGACCUGCAGUAGCAUCGGUGGCUCACCGGAUCCAACCAUCACGUGGUACCGAGUGGGUUCGGAAAAGCCGCUCAAGUCGACCAUUACCAAGGGUGGAUCGAAAGAUCUGCGCACCUCCAGCACCCUAUCGAUCGUUCCUCGCCGGGAGGACGAUGGGGCAAAGUUCCGCUGCGUCGUCUGGAAUCGUGCCAUGUCGGAGAAGGACAAGCUGGAAACGACAGUCACCUUGUCCGUGAACUAUUUUCCACGAGUGAAGGUGGGCCCGGAAAACCCACUACGCGUCGAGCGGGACAGCACUGCCGUGCUGGAGUGUGCCGUAGACUCGAAACCGAAGGUACCGAACGUACGGUGGACACGGAACGGGCGAAUCAUCAGUUCGUCGCACUCACACCCGAUUCAGCGUGUGUCGGUGCAGGAUGCGGGCAACUAUGCCUGUGCCGCGGACAAUGGGCUGGGCAAGAUCGGCGAGCAGAUCAUUACGCUAGACGUGCUGUACGCACCGAUUGUCGUGAUCGAGUCGAAAACGUGGGAAGCGGAAGAGCGUUCCACUGUGACGAUUCGGUGCAAUGUCACCUCCAACCCGCCGCCAGUAUCGAUCGAAUGGUUCAAGGAGGGCAGCCCGGACUUCCGGUACGCCGGUGACAUCCUGCAACUGAGGGACGUUAAGGCGGAACAUGCGGGACGGUACGUUUGUCGGGCGGUCAACAUGAUGAAGCCAUACAAUGGCAAGAUCGUCGAACGGGUGGGCAACUCCACCGUUGCCCUGCUGGUGCGUCAUCGACCUGGCCAAGCAUACAUCAAUCCGAGCAAACCGAUCGUCCAUGUUGGUAACGGUGUGACGCUGACCUGCUCGGCGAACCCACCCGGCUGGCCCGUCCCGCAGUUCCGCUGGUUUAAGGAUGCAGUCGGAGAGCAGCAAACGCCGAAAACCAUUUUGGCUCAAGGAACUCAGUACGUCAUACCCCGGGCACAUCUCGGCAGUGAGGGAAGCUACCACUGUCACGCCGUCAACGAGAUGGGCUCCGGUCCGAUGGCCACAAUCAACCUGGAAGUGCACCAACCUCCCCAGUUCAUUGGCAAAAUGCAACAGCACAUGACGAAGCGUAUCGGCGAUACGGACUUCUCAGCCACGUGCCAUGCGAAGGGUAAGCCGCGGCCGAUGGUACGUUGGUUAAAGGAUGGCCGUGACAUCACAACCGAUGCCAACAUGUACCGCAUCAGCACGAACAACAACGACGGUCUCAGCGGUAUGGUGACGGUGCAGAGCACGCUGCUCUUCCAGGGAAAAGCCCGUCCCCACAAAAAUCAACUACUGCCAAGCGAUCGGGGCACCUACACGUGUCUCUUUGAGAACGAGGUCAGUACGGCUAACGCCAGCAUGAACCUGCGCAUCGAGCACGGUCCAAUCGUGCUGCACCAGUACAACAAGGUGGCGUACGAAAUCAACGAGAAUGCUGCCGUCAUGUGCAGGGUGCAGGCGUAUCCAAAACCCGAGUUCCAAUGGCAGCUGGGUACCAAUACGGCCGCCCUGUCGAUGUCCGCUGAUGAGCACUACGAGAUCAACACCACCACCGACAACAACGACAUUUACACAAGCGUCCUUCGCAUCAACCGGGUGAAGCACGAAGAUUACGGAGAUUAUACCUGUCGAGUUGGAAACUCGAUCGAAACGAUCCGGGCACCGAUCCGGCUACAACCGAAAGGACCGCCGGAAAAACCGACCAAUCUCGGGGUGGCCGACGUUGGUUCCAACUACGUGUCGCUUGUGUGGGAUCCGGGCUUUGAUGGUGGCAUUACCAAUACGAAAUUCUUCGUAUCUUACCGCAAGGUCGCGAUCCCGCACCACGACCAGGUGAAGGAGGACUGCGGCAUUGUGCAGCAGGUCAGCUCGGAAUGGAUGGAGUACGACUGUCAGCGUGAUGUACCGUGCAGCGUAACGCCACUGGAUCAGUACCAGAGCUACGUUUUCAAGGUGAAGGCGAUCAACAGCAAGGGCAAUUCGGAACCCUCGAACGAAGUAGCGACCACGACAAAGAUCAGCAAGAUCCCCGUACCGCUGCACGUUGGUUUCGAUCCCGAUACGAAACAGCUUGGCCUAAACAUCGGAGCCACCUGUCUGGCACUGAUUGCGGUGGUGGAGACCAUCGGUUUUCACGAAAGUCCGAUAGCCACCUGGCAAGUGGUACAAUCGAUACCGCUAGCAGUGUCCGGCAAUGGACCGACGUACAAGGAGCAGGUGCUAGAAAAUAUGUACUCCGCCCGACGUUCGAGUGGACGAUCGAUGGCCAGCGAUGAUGAUUUCCCGAUGGCUCUGGAGGAGGAAAUCCCUCCAAAGGUGCGCGUAAAGCUGUGUCUAAAGUCAAGCCACGAGUACUGCGGGGAUUAUAUGGAUGCUGAAAUUGGUCCUGCCCUCAUACACGAUUCCGCUUUCAUAGCAACUCCGACGCUGAUCGCGAUCGUGGUUUCGUGCGUAGUCUUUGCCCUGUUCGUGGGUCUCAUGCUAAUGUUCUGCCGCUGCAAACGCAAUCAAACGAAGAAAUCGAACCAAACUAAAGACUACGAGAUGGACUCGGUAAGACCGUCCAUAGUGGCACAGCAAAGCCAGGCACCGCCGCCCUACUAUCCAACGACUACCGGCCUGGACAACAAGGCGCUGGAGCACUCGAUGGAUUUAGCCUUGCAACUCGAAGACCAGAAAACAUCCGUCUACGCAACGCACAACGGGUACGGCUAUCACACCGGAACGGGCAUACAAGUGGCUGGCCAUAGUCUACCGGCCAACGAAUGGGUCACGAUGGGUUACACGGAAAACAGUUACACCAACUCAAACAACGGAGGCAGCGUCAAUUCACAGGAUUCCAUCUGGCAGAUGAAGGGAGCACCGCCACCAUCAACCGCUGGCCACCAUCCCGCAACGAUGGCCGCCAUCGGCAUCCAGCCACUCUCGAUGGGCAGCUUGCAGCACGGUGGCUCGGCGUAUGCUACCACCACCACCACCACUACCGCUGCGGCGGCUGCGGCCGGUUCGAGUACGCCCGGUCUGGCCUAUGGGUACGAUCCGAUAGCGACGCACUCGAACGUGUACGGCGGCGCGAUGACGAUAGGGGGUGACGAGUACAGUCAAUAUCCCCACCAGGCGGCCACACCCAGCCAGCACGGUGGCGAAGACGACUACCUACACCAUCAUCACCAUCAUGCGGUGGCAGCAAUGCGCCAAAGCCAGAAUCCCUCCCGGCAGCAGGAGUACUGCGGCGAUUCCUACGCGUCUGUACAUAAAGCAAAGAAACGAUUAGACCAGCCAUCGCAUUUCGACUCAUCAUAUCACGACGUUAGCGGUUUGCCCGAUCCGUAUCUGGAUCAGCAGCAGCAGCAGCAGCAACAGCAACAGCCACAACAUCAGCUGCAUCAGCUAGAUCAGGAGGACAGCAAAUCACUGCUACAGCUAAACCACCCGCAAGACCACGGCAGCUUACACCUGCACGCGCAGCAACAGCAACAGCAACCGCAACCAAUCUACGAGGACAACCUGGAGAGCGGCUACUCGACACCGAACUCGCGGAAUCGUCGCGUCAUACGGGAGAUAAUUGUCUGAGAACAGCCCCGGGUACGGUUCGCGGAUAGCGGAUCGUGCCUGUAAGCUGGAGGUGUGAUUCCAUCCAUUUCCGGUUUUUCUUUCUCGCUAAACAAAUCAUCCACACACAUACACACACACAAACACGCGCAGACACUCACAGAUAUGCAAACAAACAAAGUCGUCCGAUCCUCGCCCAUGUGCAUCCACUGUGUGUGCGUGCAAUCGUGUGCAAUCGAUAGUUGGAUGGCCAAACAACCGGGACGGGGAGCGAGUGUUACCGUGCAACGGGCGGAUAAAAACAUGAUGCCGCAAAAUCGCUCAAUUCAAAGAGGACGAUUUGCAUAAAUUGAUCGGGACUACCAGCUACCGUAGCCUCCAUUUCCUCGUCCCGCAGCGGCAACGGUUCCGUACCCUUUCGGAACAAUUUAGCGUAUAUCAAUUAAAAGCCAGGCAGCAGCAUCAUGCGUGCAUGUAUGUGCGGGGGUGUGUGUGUGUGUGUGUGUGUGUGUGUGUGUGUGUGUGUGUGUGUGUGUGUGUGUGUGUGUGUGUGUGUGAGAGAGAGAGAGAGAUUCGUAAUCGUUCUACAAAUUAGGGAAAAGGGGGGAGGUAUGCCACCACUGAACUGAACCUGCUAUGGGAUGGUCUCUUUUUUAUGCCAUCGGCAACGACAGCUAAUCGCGCUGCGUUCGAUGCGAAAUUAUGGAUGUGUAUCUCUCGACUCAUUAUUGCUUCAUCGGUGGCCAAGCUGUGCACGGAUGCGAUAGGGGCGACAAUUGUUUGUCAGCCCGGCUCAGACCGCAGGGAUUCCCGAUAAAAACAAGCAAACUACUACAACAAAAACCAACCCAAAACCACCACACACUACUGCUACACACAUUGCGGUUGGGCCAGCAGUUUGUUACAGUUUGCGUAGCUAAUUGUUUUAGUUUGACACAUUAAUUUAAGUGCUUCUAUUCUGGCCGACGUGUAAUCAGUCUAACUGACCCAAAAUGCACCGCACGUGUGUGUGUGUGUACGUUGCUUGGUUGUGUGUUUUUUAUGUUUGUUUGUUUUUUUUUUAUAUUGCUCUUCCUUACGCAUUACAUGUAGCGUAAAACAUGCCGAUUAAAUUACGUUCUAUUGCUGCUAAGGGGAAGGGAACGGCAACACACAAUUGGUAUAAGCUUUUGCGACCACAAAAUGACUGAUGCUACCCCGGCAUCCCGACUGAAAUUAACUACUCAAUGUGGGAAACUUGCAACAUGACAAAGAAACAACUCUCUAACGAGCGUUGUAUGCGUUGCGGACAACAUGACAUUAUUAUCCUGCCGACCAGUGUGUGUGUGUGUAUGUGUGUGGUCCAGCCCUGGCCAACCCCGUUCUGCCCAUUCACUAGUGGAUAUUCGUAUUUUUAUAUGUUUCUAUACCAAUGAUUAGGAUUAGGUUUCGAUGUUAUUUUGUUUAAAUCUUCCUAUUUAGGUAGCUAACACCCGCCGCUUGCCAUCUCGCUCGGCCAAUCGACCAGCAUAAUUACACAAAUACAUAUACACACCAAGGCCGUCGUCGGCGUACUCGAAAGGGAGCUGUAAGGUUCACAUUGGGGGGGGUUCACAAUUACACUACAGCUGCUAGUGCAUAUGCUAAAAAAGUAUGUAAGGCAACGAGCGUACGUGCAUGUAAAUGCAUUCACACAUAUAUUAUGCCACACACACUUACGCGUACACACAUACUCACUUAGAUCACUAACGUGUAGAAGAAAAAUAUGUGUCCUUAAAACCGAGCGCGUCCCUACUGAUGAUGCUGAUCGUAGCUUUACACUGCUACACGUGUUGCCCAUGUGGAACGAUCCUUUGCGAACGAUCAGCCGAUUGUGCUGCUGUACAGAGACAAAAGGGUUACUAAUCAUUGUGCAAUCCACCCCCUCGCAACCAUCUUCUCUUAUAUGUGUUGUGUGUACACUGAACUUAUGUUUGAUUUUCUGUCUCUACACAAGUGUACGACGGUAAGCGAUAAUGAUUUGCAUGUGAGCGCCUGUGUGUACAUGUGUAUUGAAAGGGGGAGAAGGCAUUAAGUAUGCUAUUGUGCUUCUAAGUGAACGAUCACUGAAUGCACAAGUGCACAAACAAAAAUAAGUGGAUAUUCGAAUUUAAACUAACGAUGGAAUCCGUUGCAAACACACUCAACCAUAUACAUACUACACAUUAGCGCGUAUCAUGGAGAAAGCAUUUGAAAGUAUGCAAGUAACAUCAUUGUUCACAUCAAUCUACAAAGCGGCAACUUAGUCCUACAUACAACUACAACUGCACAAAACACGUCCCACAUUACUACGGUGAGUGAGGCAUAAUUCAAAGCCGCCCUUUAAACCGCACUCACCAAUAUCGGAUCCCGAUCGCAACUAGAUCAACGUAGUUACAUUAGCUCAUUGACAACCACACGACUGUAGCAACAAUCACCGAGAGCAGACCUGUGACCCAAUCUGUAUCGCUUUCUGCCAAACUGGUCCGUUUCUGUGCUUUUUUUAGUUUCGAUAUCAAUUGUAUAGACGAUCAGUCAGUGUCCUCUACGCCCUUUCUUUUGAUCACUAUGGAACAGGUCAAUGUGGGUUGUGCAAAAUACAUUUCUGGCUAUGUACGCUAUGCUGCAUGUGUGUGUGUGUAUGUCUGUUUGUGUGAUGCAUGUACGCGUGUGUGUAUGUGUGUGCGAAUGUAAGAGUAUGCGUGUGUUGUAUAGGAAAUAUCGAAUUUAUCUACGCGAACGCGAAACUUAUUAAACGUGCUAUAAUGAACACACAAAAAUGCAGACAUCGGAAAGCAAAAACAAAUGUGUAUUGAAUUUAAACGCAUCGGAAUUUAUACGAUUAAAAAUCACAAACUCCCUCCUCCUCCUCUUCAUAGUACACAAACACUCCCUCACACACACUGAACUUUGAUAAGGAUACGUGAAUUUGAAUCACAAAUAUUAGUUGGCAUGUGAACACACAAAAGAUGCAUUUUGAUUUGAUGCUUCAUACUCUACAAUUCCAGCAAAGGUACGAAAAUUAUAGAAUUAAUUUUCUUUAAAGCCUUCUCACCCAAAGUUUGAUAAGUGCGCAUUUGUUAACAGAAAGUUUUGUGACCAUUAAUCAUGUUAAACAUUUCAAAGAGUUUAUGUUGUAAAACAGUGGA
This is a messenger RNA of Anopheles merus, 8569 nucleotides long. RefSeq names its product hemicentin-1-like. Lineage: Eukaryota; Metazoa; Arthropoda; Insecta; Diptera; Culicidae. The record is from RefSeq and is a predicted model, not a curated record. Gene Ontology annotation, cellular component: cell-cell junction. Bases 1380 to 5444 code for a protein of 1354 amino acids. The transcript is spliced from 9 exons. Gene Ontology annotation, biological process: cell-cell adhesion. Gene Ontology annotation, molecular function: cell adhesion molecule binding.